Messenger RNA from Ogataea angusta, 2061 nucleotides. RefSeq lists its product as uncharacterized. Lineage: Eukaryota; Fungi; Ascomycota; Pichiomycetes; Pichiales; Pichiaceae. Gene Ontology annotation, molecular function: GPI anchor phospholipase D activity. The transcript has a single exon. Gene Ontology annotation, cellular component: extracellular matrix. The coding region runs from base 1 to 2061 and encodes 686 amino acids. The record is from RefSeq and is a predicted model, not a curated record.
AUGGGGCAUUCGGAUGCUGGUGAAGAAGCCCAUUGGCCUCCAUUCUUACAAAAACUUGUAUUGACAUAUGAACAAACGGCGGAACCAGAUACCAAAUUAAAACUAAAAGCAUUUAUUUAUGGUGUAUUCACACAUCAAAUAGCAGACAUCAAUUGGCAUUCACUGCAUAAAUCUCAAGGGCUGCUCCAAUAUUUGGCACAUAUCGAUUUCAAUGGAAACGUGAGCCAAGCGCACUCAUUUCUAGAUACUGGAGCAGAUUUUCUCGUGCUAUCGCACCAAUUUGAGAACCUUCAACCCAAUCAAAGAAUCAGUCUUCUGGAAUACUAUUCCACUCCUUGGGAUAUUCCCACAAAAGGGCUGGUCGAAACGUACGGGAAGUUGGGGUUUGAAGUUUCUCAAAACGAAAUUGAGUUUUGCAUGAUGAGAGGAUACGCAGCAUUACAGGGUGAAUUGGGAACAUUUAAAUCUUUCACUCCAGCGGUACGAUAUAGAUCUCCCCUUCUCAAUGAAGUUCUGGAUGACUAUUACUUUGGAGGCCUGAAUGAUAUAGUUUAUACCAUCAGCUGUUGCUUGGAGGGCCUUACGGGACUAUUUGACGGCAUAUUGCUGAACGAUCCCUGGCAUAUUUGUCCUAUCUUUCAAUCAGGUCUCAAUGAUGGUUUCCUCUCAAAGAGCUAUGGAAGAAAAUCAAAUGACCGGCAAAUAGGCAUGCGACGUAAAAGCGAAGGCGCUUUGCGUAUCUGGAGUAACAAUGUGAAUUCCAAAUUUGGUACCAGCUUGUUGUUUCAUGUGACAGCUUACGGAUGCGCUCAACUACUUAUUGGAGCAGAGUACGAUGAAGGACAAGGCUAUGUAUACGUCUUGCCGCUAAAAGAAUUGUUCGCAGGGGAAGGGCAUGUUAUAAGCACGAAGCUAUACAAGGAAACCGAAGAGCUAUCAUUUGCUCCAAGGUUCGGGCAUGGAAUGGCAAUAUGGAAUACACCACACCACUCAUUUCUAGUCAUUUCGGAACCAGGACUAUCCCAUCUAAAUGUAUUUUUGGAGUCGAGACUUGUGGCUGUAAUUCUUGAUGAGAAGGCCAAAACACGGUUAGGCAGUGGAGGCCCCAAACUAAUGGGACUGACACUUGUGGUAACCGAUGUGAAUGAAGAUGGAAUUGAUGAUCUUAUAGUGGGAUCUUGUCACUAUGACACUUUGGACGCCGUUCAAAGGGGUAUAGUGAAAAUACUGAGUGGAGCUCAUUUUGUAAAGUUGAUUGAAGAAUACAUCGGCUCUGCUUCGGGAUCAUACGGUGUUCCACUACUUAUAAACGAUGAUGAAAUGGAGAUCAACUGUCUCACCAUUCCUCACCAGUUGCAGCGAGAUUCUGGAUAUGAUGAGUUCGCAACCUCAGUUGCAUUUUCACAAGACAAAUUGUUCAUUGGCUCAGCAGGAAGCGGAUUGCUUGCUAUAUUCAAUAAAUCAGGAGAGUUCCUAUAUGGCACGAAUUCCGACUUACAUGACGGAGCUAUCAGAAGCACAUCUUCUCAAUCUACUGGACUGUACGGAUUUCAUAAAAUCAUCACUGGAAGCUGGAACAAAAUAACAUGGAUCAUGGUUUUUGCCAACUCCGAAACCGUUGACAACUGUCUGCUGUGUGGAGCAGCAUACCUAUACCUGGAUCUUCAAAGGCUGGAAUUGGUAGCAAAGAUCAGACCUGAGAAAGGACAUCAAUUGUUUUUUGGCGUCAAUGCCCUGGCACAAGGAAAUGAGGUAUACAUAGUUGCCGAAGGUUAUCUCGACGGCGCUGGUGCUAUUUACAAACUAAAUGUGGAAAAGAUCUUGGACGCUAAUGCGAACUUGAAAAUCCAGCAAGAAAUUUUGCUAGGUGAAGAAAACACUGGGUUUGGCGGUAUUAUAUACCAAGGUGCUCUUGGGGAAGGGUAUUCGGGAUUUGGGAGGUCACUAGAGGUUUUCGAGUUUCAACAAGAGCUAUAUAUUGCAGUGGGACGUCCAUUCUAUGGUUAUGGGUCACCAAACAGCUUGACGGGAGCUGUUGAUAUUUGUAAAUUGAACAGUUGA